Messenger RNA from Tachysurus fulvidraco (yellow catfish), 18343 nucleotides. RefSeq names its product lysine (K)-specific methyltransferase 2D (gene kmt2d). Gene Ontology annotation, molecular function: histone binding; transcription coactivator activity; histone H3K4 methyltransferase activity. The transcript is spliced from 54 exons. Gene Ontology annotation, biological process: positive regulation of transcription by RNA polymerase II. The record is from RefSeq and is a predicted model, not a curated record. Lineage: Eukaryota; Metazoa; Chordata; Actinopteri; Siluriformes; Bagridae. The coding region runs from base 422 to 15382 and encodes 4986 amino acids. Gene Ontology annotation, cellular component: MLL3/4 complex; nucleus.
UCGGAAGUUGUGUUUUCUUUGUGUAUCUCCGUUUAGUGUUGUUUUAUAUGGAGGAAGUAGCACUACGUAUUAAUUAUGUACGCAGUUUAAAUAUUUUAUUUUACUCGGCGUUACCCUUAGCGACCAUAUCGCGAUGCAUUUGUUGCUUUAUAUUUCUGGGUCUAUGAGCGGUGACCGGAUUUUUGUGCAGAGAGUUUGUUAACCCCGGUUAGCAAGCUAGCGAUCGAGCUAAGCUAACCUAGCUGCAAGUACUGUAAUCUGCAGCUAACUGGCGGAUAAACGUAUUUAGGACCAAACAGUCACAGAUCGUUAGCUUUUGUUUGUCGCUGACUGUCGCUCCCCUUGUAAACUAAGAGAAUGAGCUGAGGUGACGAAUGCGAUUUAAUGGUCUCUUCUAGGGAGAUCAUCUUCAGGAGAAGGAAUGGAUGAGCAGAAGUCAAACUGCGAAGAAAAUGAUUCGGAAAAAGCAGCUGAUGACGGUGCCUCUUCAAACGAGAUUGUCCCAUCUCAGGGGGAAUCAGAAGCCCCUUUUGCUGCAGAGGACAUCUCAGGCACUACUGUGGACCCUUCCAAUGCACCAGCGGAGAUUGUCAGAGCCUGUGCGCUUUGCAAUUGUGUCGAGAGAAGUCUUCAUGGACAGAGGGAGCUCCGGUGUUUCGGGCCCUCUUCCCAUUGGCCCAAUCUGGAGCCAUCUACCUCCUCACUGCCAUUAGCUGGAAAUGAUGACCUGUCUUCCAUUGGCUUCUCCGAACCCAUCAGUCCUGUGUCUCUCUUUGAUUACAAAGGAAGCUGUUGGGUUCACCACUGGUGUGCAGUAUGGUCAGAAGGGGUGCAAAUGGGCGAUGUAGAAGAGCUGAUAAAUGUGGAUAAAGCGGUCAUCUCAGGGAUACAGCAGCCAUGUGAUUAUUGUAAAAGGAUGGGGGCGACCAUCAGGUGCCGUGCUGUUGGUUGCUCACGGUCCUACCACUUCCCUUGUUCGGCUGCGAGUGGAUCGUUUCAGUCCAUGAAGCAGUUGGCUCUUCUGUGUCCUGAACACAUAGACCAGGCAGAAGAGAUGGCUGGAGAGGAGGCACGCUGUGUGGUAUGUGACUCUGCAGGAGAGCUGACAGGGUUACUGUUCUGCACAGGCUGUGGGCAACACUAUCAUGAUGCCUGUCUUGAGAUCAGUGCCACACCGCUCCAGCGCUCUGGCUGGCAAUGCCCAGAGUGUAAGGUGUGCCAAACCUGCAGGCAACCGGGGGAAGACUCCAAAAUGCUGGUCUGUGAUGCAUGUGACAAGGGCUAUCACACAUUUUGUCUGCAGCCAGCCAUGGACUCUGUACCCCCUGAUUCUUGGAAGUGCAGAAGGUGUCGUGUGUGCACUGACUGUGGAGCUCGAGGUCUUAUUCUCCCUGGCUCUGAGCAGUGGUUUGAAAGCUAUUCAGUGUGUGAAAGCUGUCAGCGACGGCGCAUAUCUGUCUGUGGGGUUUGCAGUAAGGUCACUGAGUCAUCUGUCACACUACAGCACCGCUGUUCCAUCUGUCACAGAUGGGUACACAGUGAGUGUGCAUCAGUCUCGGAACCUCCAGAUGAAAAAUGCACCUGCAUUAUCUGCAGAGAAGCACAGAGUGUUGUCUCUGAGGCACAGCAGUCAUCUACACAAGUAGACGAAAAAGCCGAUCCAGAGGAGCUGAUGGAGUUGGAAACAGAAUCUGAAGUUGUUGAAAUGGAAGAAGUUCACAAGAGCAUUAUGGAAGAGGGAUCACCGCAAGAGAAAACUGUGGUUUCUACUGAUCCUCACUUUGAUGGUCAGGGCUCUCCUAAGGAGCAGACCCCUGUGGCCAGUGAUUUAGGUGUAAGUGAUGCCAGCAGACUCACGCAAGACCAUAGAGAAUCUGUUGCUGAUGGUGCUGUUAAUAUGGUGGAUGAAUCUAAAGCUCAGGCCACAGUGGACAGCUUUGCUAACACCGUCACUGACACUAUGCUGGGAUCAGAAUCUAAAGUGGCAGAGGCCCAUGAAGAUGUUCAGCUACAAGAGGAAGUCAGCAGACAGGACGGAAAGGAAUUGAGCAGCGAUUCGAAUGCUACGGAAACGGAACCUGCUCCGCUGUCUUGCUCAUCACCACCUUCUCAAAUUCCUCUCCCUGCUAUUUUAGAUAAGGUAGAGCCUGUUCCAAUGGACCUCUCAGAGGCAAGGUCAGAGGUGCCGAACGAGGAGGUUUCAGAAAGGACUUCUCCCUCUGUUGCUCAGGUGGAACCCUCUGCCUCAGACACAGACGAGCGAGUGGGUCAGUCAGAGGAGGAGGAGGAGGAGGAGGAUGAUGACGAUGAUGAUGAGGAAGAAUUGUUAGAUGAGGCACACUGUAAGGAUGAGAGUCAGGCUGAAGAUGUUCCAAAGCAUGAGGCUAUUUCUCAUGAAACGAGCAUCAAGCCAGAACUGCUCCUGGAUGAGAUGUCCAACAUGAGCCAUGGUGAUGAGAGCAGCAGUGGCUUCCUAGGCUCACCAGCAGAGGUGGACUCCCAGAUGCUGUCUAUGGACCUUAGUGUUAUGCCAGCAGGCAGGGCACGCUCUGAUUCCCUGCUCACUGAGAGUGAUGAGUUUAUGCCGUUUGACGCUCUCAAGUCUGAUGGAGAGAAGUUAAAGCGGCGAGGAUCUCCAGGUCGCUCCAGAGUGAAACAGCACGGACGGGGCAGUGGUUUCCCAGGAAAGAGGCGACCACGAGGUGGAGGAAGUGGAAGAGGACGAGGACGAUCACGUCUCAAAGCUAUGGCCUCUUGCAUUGAUGCUUUCUUACAAACAAUGACUGCCGAUACUGGAUUGAACAAAGAGGAUGAGGAGGAAGAAGAUGACACAAUGCAGAAUACAGUGGUGCUUUUCUCCAACACUGAUAAAUUUGUCCUUUUGCAGGACAUGUGUGUAGUAUGUGGCAGUUUUGGACGAGGAGUAGAGGGCCAGUUGUUAGCUUGUGCUCAGUGCUCCCAGUGUUACCAUCCAUACUGUGUAAACAGCAAGAUCACUAAGAUGAUGCUAAGAAAAGGCUGGCGUUGUCUUGAGUGUAUUGUUUGUGAGGUGUGUGGGAAGGCCUCUGAUCCUUCACGGUUACUGCUGUGUGAUGACUGUGAUGUCAGCUAUCACACCUACUGCUUGGAUCCACCACUGCACACAGUGCCAAAAGGAGGCUGGAAGUGCAAAUGGUGUGUGUGCUGUAUGCACUGUGGGGCCAGUUCACCAGGGUUUCAUUGCGAGUGGCAGAAUAACUAUAAUCACUGUGGCCCUUGUGCCAGUCUGGUCACAUGUCCUGUAUGUCAUGAGAACUUCAUGGAAGAAGAACUGCUUUUGCAAUGCCAACACUGUGACAGAUGGGUACAUGCCGUAUGUGAGAGUCUCUAUACCGAAGAUGAGGUUGAACAAGCCUCUGACGAGGGCUUUGCCUGUACAGCUUGUACUCCUUACGUUCCCAGACGUGUUGUGGAGUCUCCAAUGAUGUCAGCAUUCAAAAUAAAAGAACCUGAGCCACAAUUCUACCGUCUUGAAGGUGUCUGGCUCACAGAGGCAGGAAUGUCUUUACUACGCAGUAUUUCUAUGUCACCUCUGCAUAAGCGAAGACAGCGGCGGUCCCGCCUGGGUACCAUCUGUAUUGAUGGAGCUUCUGAAGGUCUGGAGCCGAAAGAGGGUGAUGGUGAAGGAGAGGAAGGGAAAGGGUGUGCUGAGUCAAUGGAGUGCGAGUCUAAACUGGAAGCUCCUGGCAGCCCAGAUCAUGACGUUGGUUUGGACAAGGAGCCAGGGGCUGAUGGAAGUAACGAGGGCAUGGCUGACUGUGAUGUUCUUAAAGGAGGAGAUGAAACAGACGAGAGAAAGAAGAGAAAGCGUAAACCGUACAGACCAGGCAUCGGAGGAUUCAUGGUUCGGCAGAGAAAAUGUCACACACGGAUGAGGAAAAGUCUGUCUUCAUGUGGUGAUGGUGUGUCUGAAGGACAGGCAACAGAGACAAAACUUGAAGAAGGCCCUCAUCCUGACAUGGAUCCACCUGAAGUUAAAGCAUUGGAAGGAGAUGGUGAACUCGCUAAAAAACGUAGAGGGAGAAAGAAAAGCAAAUUAGAAGACAUGUUUCCUGCAUAUUUGCAGGAAGCUUUUUUUGGAAAGACAUUACUUGAACUGAGUAAAAGGGCUUUUCUGGCCCCUCCAGCCCAGAGACAUUUUCAGGGCAUGCCAAGACCCUCAUUACCUGUUCCUGGCUGCAGAACUGUAGUUUCAGAAUCAGUAGAGGUUGAAAACCGUGCACCUGAAGCAACCCUGCAGCUUAAGAGAGAGGCUGAUUGCUUAAAGCCUCGAGAAGAUAUAAAAUUAACCGCAGGAGUAGGUGAGCAGCCCUCUGUCAGUGAUCAGAGUUUAAGUAACACCCCGGCUUCAAACAUUCAGAAAAAUGGAGGUCUUCCACGCGGGACAGAAAAGCAAGAUUCUGAGCAGUUCUUCCGUAAGGUACUUGGACCCUCAGAAGGGAGCACACUAAGUGGGUCAGUUCAAACUAGUGCAAGGCCUGUUCUGGAAGGGGAGAGUAAUCGCACUGGUUUGCCCUUAAGAAACCUUCCUGGUGCUUCCACGUCUGGCUCAUUACCUUCAGCUAGUAUGAUGGAGUCUUUUCAGUCUCCAUUUUUUGAUCCACUUGAUCGUGGUGGAAUUUUCAGUCCAGAACAGGACGAGGAAAGCCCUUGGGCAACACCUUCCACUCCAGCCACUCCCACUACUCCUCCAACUCCUACUGAACAGGAGGGAGAUGGCCUAUCAUACAAUCAGCGAAGUUUACAGCGCUGGGAAAAAGAUGAAGAACUUGGAAAUCUAUCCACGAUUUCUCCUGUUCUCUAUGCUAACAUCAAUUUCCCUAAUCUCAAGCAGGACUAUCCUGACUGGGCAAGUCGCUGCAAGCAGAUAAUGAAGAUUUGGAGGAAAGUGUUAGCUCCUGACAAGGUUCCCUUUUUGCAAAAGGCCAAAGAUAACAGGGCAGCACAGAGAAUCAGCAAGGCACAGAAGCAAGCAGAGAGUCAGGUGUUAAGGCCUGUUAAAACUGAACCAGUACGGAUAAAAGGGGAGCGCCCUAACCUGCACCUUCAAAUUCCACCACCCUCUGGCUCUCUUUCUACAUCUUCUCAACCUAGCUCUGCUGAAAGUGCAUUUCCCUUUACCCCAGACACUGCAUCGUCAGUCUUUUCUCCAGAUGGACCUCUAAAGGCUUCAGGUUCAACAGACAUUCAUAGCGACUCCUUUCCCAAGCCUCUAUCUCAGUCUCCACGUGCUCAAUCUCAGCCAUCAACUCCCUAUUCACAGCCUUCCUUUAGCCCUCUGCAUUCUUCCUCAGGUUACCCUUUACCUGGCCAACAGGGUGCUCCUCAGGGACGGCCAGCCAGUCUUGGUUCUUAUGAUAUGCAGCCAGGAAUGUCUCGUAAGGCUCAGCAGGUUGACCCAUUCUUUAAACCUCAGCAGCAGGUCUGUCCACCCCAACAGGGAGCUCAGGAACCUGUUGGCCUACCUGAAAGUCCUCGACCAAAAGCAGUUGGGACUGGAGACCCUCCUUUGUUCUCUUCACCCCACUCAACUCACCAUGGAGACCCAAUUCGUGGCCGACAAGAGUGCAUUUCCUCUUUAUCCCCCUCGACUGUUGCUUCGCCAGGAGGAAUGUUGCAAAACAGGGCGGAGAUGAGUGCUCCUUCUCCCCGUGCUUCUACUGGUUUAGGCACAAGUUCCCCUGCACUGGUGGGGGACUCUGGAGAUAGCUUGUUCAAAGCUCCUAUGACACCACGCAUGCAUCAGGGUGAUGCUGGGACAUCAUCUACACCACUUCCCCCUAGUCUAUCUCCUAAUCAUCCUCCCGAGAGCUAUCGUCAGUCUCCUUCUACUUUUUCUGAUUCCUGUGUUCAGUCUCCUCUAACACCCAGGCCACAGUCAGGAGACGGUUCAUCCCCCUUGCACCAGAGACCGCCUAUAUCCCAGCAGGAAUCUUAUCCAAAGGUUCCCUCUAGCCCUCAGUCACAGGGUAGUUCUCCACUUACUCCAGGAGCACUCUCUAAUGAUGGAAUAUCUGUGCAGUCACCAGCUACUCCAUGCUUUCAGUCCCCAGACCCUCACUCAGGGCCACCCUCACGACCUCAAUCCAGAGACCCUUUCACUUCACUGCAUAAACCUCCUCGUCCAGCCUCAACGGUCUCAGAGGCUCCCUUUAGAGGAUCACCUCAUUCCAACCAGCAGCCUCCCUGUUCACCAUCAGUAGGAGAUCCACUGAGUGGAAAACCACUUGUUUUUAGUCGCAGCCCCAGCAUGGAUAGCCUUCAAAUUAGCCAGACACAAACGGUUGUCUCAAAGCAAGUAAUAACUUCCCAGCAAGCUCAGGGUCAAAUCCAGCAAUCCUCAACUAUGCCUCCAACCAUGGCUGCUGAUUUGGGUGCUAAGACACAAAUAGCACCCGGAAAUAAAGAUUCACAUCAUUUACCAGUCAUAGCAAGUACCCAAGAGUUGCCUGACCUUUCAGCUGUACAGGACCAGUCGAUUAUUGGCCUUAGUCCAUCGGAGCUUGAAAAGCACAGACAGAAACAGAGACUUAGAGAAUUUCUGAUAAGACAAAAAAUGCAAAAAAACUCCCUUCGGCAAGAGAAGGAAGCAAAUGCACCCAAUAAUAAUGCUCCAAAUUGGCAAGAAGCUGAAAUGGCUGUUUUUCAACAAGAUAAAUCUCAGCGAGCACCACCUCCUUAUCCACAGGACAGAGCAGCUGUUGCUCAAGAUGCUGUCCCAGGCAAGCUACCUCUACCUAUGGGGACAGUAGAUGAGAAGUUGUGCCACCCUCCUCCUCCUCUUCUUCAUGGAAACCCUGGUAUAAUGGACCCUAAUGUGCAACGGCAACCUGGUGCUAAUGUUUCCCAGGGGAUGUAUCCUCGUCCACCAUUUCCUACACAGUGGCAAGGUCAGGUUGCUAACCCACGUAGGUUUCCACAACCAUCUAUGAUGGACAUUGGAUCCAGGCACCAUCUAAAUGCUUCUUUAAACAACCCUCUUGGGAUGCAAGGCCUGCCUAAUCCUCUUGCUGUGUCACAAGGCACUAGACCUGAGACAAUGCAACACUCCAUGUCUGGACCUCCACCACAGUUCAUAGAAUUAAAACAUAAUGCCCAGAGGCUACCAAUUGGACCGCAGUUUUUGGCAAGGGCAGCUCAGCCCCGACCACACCUAUUUAUACCACAGCAAGACGUGCCUGCUGGGUUUGUCCCAACAUCUUUACCACCUUCUUCUUUUUCUACUCAGGGAGAAGGUGGGCAAGGUCCCAGACUUGGGUUGCCACAAGCUAACUUGGGCCAAUUAAUGACACAGCAAAGCAAUAUUCCUUCAUCCCAACCCCAGCUACAGCCACACGAGGUCCCAUCAACCCAUUCAAACACACCUGUAUCCCACUCAACUAUUCAGCAGCAGAGUUCUCAAAACAAUGCUGCGGGAGAACAGCAGACUGUGGAAGAGACUGUGGACUUACCAGAGGCUGAACUCGAGGACCAUUUUGUAGCCAAAGACCUUGGAGAAGCAGGGGCGGAAGCUGGAGUUGAAGAUGAGGAUGAUCUUGCACUCGACUUGGAUCCCGAUAAAGGAGAUGAUGAUUUGGGAAACCUUGACAACCUUGAAACUAAUGAUCCCCAUUUGGAUGAUCUCCUUAACAGUGAUGAGUUUGACCUGCUUGCAUAUACUGAUCCUGAGCUUGAUCAGGGUGAUCCCAAGGAUGCUUUUUCUGACCAGCUACGGCUUGUUGAAGCAGGUGAAGGUUCAGGCACUAAGGUGGAACAGAAAGCUAAAGUUGGUGCAGCUGCCAAGCAGUCACAUGGAGCUUCCACACAGCUGCAUUUAAAGACUGAGGCUUCCACAGCUUCUGGUGAUUCUCUUCCCCCCAAGUCAGAGUCCUCAGAUACCAGUGAACUUGCUGCAGUUAAACUCAAAGAGAAAAGCUUGCUUGGUUCUCACCAGUCGAUACAGAAUGUGGUUAAAGAUGAUAUGGGGGAAGCUGUCUCUUUGCUUCUUAGUGGAGGACCAUCCAAGGUCUCAACCCAGCCUGAGAAUUCAUCUGCCUCACUAAGCACUGUCCGCUUAGGUGGCGUUCAAUUUCCCCCUCCAACCCAAGCUAAUACACUUGCAUUUCCUCCAGCUACACCACAUCCAGAUCUACCUGAAGAUCCACUUGCUCUACCAGAUGGGGGUGGCCGACACUCGCCUGCAGUUGAUCUUGACAAAGUAGAAAGCUCACUAGAGGCGAGUGAACUGCCUCUAUUAAUUCAGGACUUACUAGAACAUGAAAAGAAGGAGCUUCAGAAACAGCAGCAACAGCAGCAGCAAUUGAAUGCUCUACAAGGGGGGUUGGGCAGUCUUCAUAAUAUUCAGAAUCAGCAACAGGCGUCUGGUGGUCCAGGCCAGAUCUUACUACCCCAUCAUCGUCCUCCACAGGGUAUUGUGAGUCAAACAGGAAUGGUACCAAGGCCUCCUCACAUGCUAACUCCCCAGCAGCAGAGGAUGCUUAGUGUGCCAGUCCCUCCACCUGCUCAUGUGGCAGUCGUGCAACCACAAGCCAUGUUAAGAGCUGGACAGCCAAGCAGCAUUCAUCCAGCUCCUGAGCCACAGCAGCAAGCAGCACCACCUCAACACCAUCCAAAACCACAGACAGUACCUACCAACUUUUUCCCAGAUAAAGAUCUGGAUAAAUUUAUGACUGAUGAUAUAAUGGACCCUAUUGCCAAAGCAAAAAUGGUGGCUUUGAAAGGCAUUAAAAGGGUGUUGACUCAAGACCCCAUGAAUGUCCCACCUGGAAUCAAUAGGCAACAGGUAUCGCUUUUGGCCCAGAGGUUGGCUUCAACACCAGGAGGUACAGACACUCAGACCCACAUUGGUUCUGGAUCAUCUAAGGAGGGGGAAAGCAGUGAUAAAGCCCAGCCACGACCUAAUCCUCCACAAUUUGUCCAAGGCAUCAUCAAUGAUGCUGAACAGCACCAAUAUGAAGAGUGGCUUGUACAUACCCAGCAACUGCUACAGAUGCAGCUAAAAUUUCUGGAGGAACAGAUAGGAGCACAUCGUAAAUCCCGCAAAGCACUUUGUGCUAAGCAGCGUACAGCUAAAAAAGCAGGACGGGAAUUUGCAGAAGCAGAUGCUGAAAAGCUGAAACUGGUCACUGAAGAGCAAAGUAAAAUCCAGAAACAGCUGGAUCAGGUACGUAAGCAACAGAAGGAGCACACCAAUCUGAUUGCUGAAUACAGAAGUAAGCAGCAGCAACAUCAACAAGGCUCAUCCAUGCUUGCACCAGGUCCCUCAAACCAGGCACCCCACUUGCUUUCUAAGCUGCCAGGACAGAUGAUAAUGGGUCAACAAGGAGGACUGAUAAUGGGUCAAGUACCUGGAGGCAUUCCUCAAGGGGGAAUGCCAGUUAGAAUGCCACAAGGGCAUCCAUUUACAGCAGGCCAAACUCCUCACCCUGGGGCACUUGGUACUGGGCCACCUGCCCCAAAUAGUGGAUUUUUUCCACAACCGACUGGUGCACAGAUCCAAGGACCAGAUCCAAGGAUCCUUCAGGAAAGGCAGAUGCAACAAAGGAUGCAGAUUCAAAAACUGCAAUUUAUGAUGGGUCAGCAACCUGUGACGCAUCAAAGCCAACAGCCUGGUGUUAUAAAUAAGCAGGCAGGACCUAUAGGUGGUCAGGCACCCCAGGCAUUGAUGAGCAAUGCAUUAAUUGGGCAGCAGCAACCAAACUUACAACCAGGAUUAAUAACUAACCAGCAACAUCAACAAGGCCUUAUGCAGGUUCCUCAGGGCAUGAUGGGAAACCAGGCAGUUGGGCAGGCACAAUCAAAUAUCAUGGCACAGUCAAUGACUCCUAAUCAAAAUUUAAUGACUGGUCAAACAGGCAUGGCUGGAAAUCAACCUGUGCAGCUGCAGAGACCUCAGGGUUUGAUGGGCCAACAAGUUCCCAGUGAACCACAGCACGUUCUUAGAGGACCACAGGGCCAGUUUACUGCUCAGCAGCAGAGUGUCCUGGCACAGCGGAUGCUUCUUUCACAGCAACAACAGAAUGCAGCAAAGAAUAUUGCACAGCUCCAACAACAGCAAAUACCACAACAGAGACAACUGACACAAAUGGGUGCAACAGAACAACAAGGAAUGGUGGGAACAUCUCCUUCAAGUGGCACUCAAGGGAAUGUUGAUAAUUCGCAGCAGGGAGUUCCAGUCCUCUCUCAAGAUGUUCAAAACCCAGCGCCUAAAGAUGGUGGAAUUCUUAGCCCUAAAACUCCACCUCAGCAAGGUGGAUCCUCAACUCCAAUCCAGAUGCAGCAAGGGCCAAGUGGGGAUCUGCAGGGAGCAGUUGGUCAGCAACCAGCAGCUGUUACGUAUUUGAUUCCACAACAUCAAGCAACACCGCUGCAACCGGGGCAAAAUGUUGGACCAGCACAACAUAGUUAUGUGAACAACCAGCAGGCUGUGAUACAAAAUCAAGAACAGAUGCAACUUGCUUUACAACGGCAAAAUUCACUUAAUACAGAAGUGAAACAGGAAGGUCAGCAAAUGUGUUAUGUUGCUCAGCAGCUACAACAGGGAGGUCAAAAUGUUGCACAAAUUCAGGGCAUUUUAGCACAGCAGAGUGGCCAGAAUCAGGCUGUAAUAACCGGUAAUCCAAAUCAGCAACAAGAUGUAUUGGCCCAACAACAGCUAAAUAGAACUCAACAAAUAAUGAUGAAUCAGAGGGCAGGUGCACCUCCUGGGCAAAUUCGAGCUCCUAUUAACAUCCAAGCCUUAAUUGCACAGAACCCUCAGUUAUGUCACCUACCUCCUAACCAGCAGUUGCAGCAAAUUCAGGCAAUGAUUGCUCAGCGGCAGGGACAAAUGCUACAAUUGCAGGGACAGACACAGGGCCAAAUUCGACCACAAGGUCCACAACCUGUUGGUCCAAGAAUGCCAGGGCUUGAGGCACAGCAGCAGCAUCCUUAUGCUUUUGUUGCUAAGCAGGGUCCAGUUGGAACUUCACAGCAGCAAGGAGUGAUAUGUCAGCCCUCUGUCAUGGCUCCACAGUUUCAGAAUGCUGGUUCACUGCACCCUCAACAAACCUCACAAGGAGUCUCGCCUCAAUACAACACAACCACCCAGCAACAGCAGCAGUUGAUGCAGCAGCAGCAGCAUCAAAUGAUGAGAGGCCAGGUACCUUUGGCACGACCAAUGAUCAGCCAGGUUCGCCCAACACCUCUAGGUCAUAUGGUAAGACCAAUGUCUCCUCGUCAGCUAAUGGGCCAGGGCUCACCUGGCAGCCCCCAUUCUGGUCAGCAAAGACAAAUCAUGGGCAUGCGCCAGACUCCACCAGGCCAAGGGCAGUGUCUUGGCGUGAGGGCACUUAGCCCAUUUCAGGCUUCUCCUUCUCAUGUUGGGUCUCCUGCUGGUUCUACUGUUCAAGAAUCAGCCUCAAGUCCAGGAUCUUAUAAUAAACAUGAUUUUGGUACUACUUCUGUCUCUAACCACCCGUCACCUGCAUCUAGAUCAGACUGUGGGGCUGGAAAAAACAGUCCAUUUGGUAACAUUGGCACGACAGCAGCCUCACCAUUAAGAUCGCCUAUAUCUAAGACCCCACAGGAAGUAUUAGGCCUCAAGUCUGAGCCUCAGGUCCCAGGGGCCCAAAAGCCAAUAGCUGCCAUUCCACUUAAUGGCCCAUCUCCUAAAUUGGCAUCAAACCUGCCACAGGCAUCAGUUUCAUCAGCUGUAGUUGAAGGUGACAUGUGUAAUGAAAGAGAUCUGUGCAAGAUCUCCCUACAAAAUAUAAAACAGGAACCUAGAGAGAUUAAUUGUGACUCAGGAGAUAGUGGAGAGGCUUCUUCGGCAACUGUUAAGCGAGAAAUCACUGGUGACCCACUUAACACCGGCAAUAUUUCAGGCCCUGGAAAUCCCCCAGGUGACCCUAUGGGCCAGAUUCCCAGAACAGAGACCGGCCAACAACUUCUGCAGAAGCUCCUUCGAACCAAGAGUCUUCAAAUGCCAUCGCAGAGGACAUCUGAUGGUAUCCACAAUGAAAUAAAUGGGCAUAUUAACAGUAAACUCGCGAUGUUGGAGCAAAAGCUUCAGGAGACACCACGCAACAUGGAGGAUCUCCAGUCAAUCACUAAAAGACCACCUGUAACAAAAGCUAAGCGGCCUCCAAAAGCUGGAGAGCGUGGAGCAAAUGCUCGAAAAAAGAACAAAAAAGAUGAGGUUGGAAAAACAGAAGCAAUAAUGAAGCAGAUUAAACAAGGACUUUCUCUUCUACCUUUAAUGGAACCCUCCAUUACUGCUAGCCUGGAUUUGUUUGCUCCUUUUGGCAGUAGUCCAGCCAAUGGCAAAACACAGUUGAAGGGCUCUUUUGGAAAUGCAGUAAUAGACAAUAUUCCAGACUACUAUUCCCAGCUCCUUACUAAGAAUAACCUCAGCAAUCCCCCAACACCACCUUCGUCACUUCCUCCAACUCCACCUCCUUCAGUGCAGCACAAGCUUCUGAAUGGAGUGACUGCAGUAGAGGACCUAGCAGGAAGCCAAAAAGAGAGAGAGACUUCAGAGGACAUGACAGACUCUGUUCCUGAAGAGGUAAAGAGUGUGGACAUACUAGCAGCACUUCCCACUCCUCCACAUAAUCAGAAUGAAGAUGUGAGGAUGGAGAGUGAUGAUGACAGUGAUGUUCCGGACACCAUUAUUCCCGCAUCAUCACCCGAGAGCCAGUUCGGGGAUGAGCCACGCCUCUUCCCACACCUAUUGGAGCUUAAAGAAGAGGAGGAAAAUAGACCUAUUUCUCCUGUUAUUCCAAUGAUUCCACGCUCUGCUAUCCCUAGUUUCGCAGAUACUAAACCAUUUGAGGCGAUAGAGGGGAAGGCUGGUUCCUCAUCUGGUUCCUGGGACAAGGCAAAGAGCAAUGAAGUGUCUGUUACCUUUACCCUCUCAGCAGCUGCAGCCAAGAAUCUAAACUCUGUGAUGGUGGCAGUUGCCCAGCUACUGCAAACGCGUAUACCAGGGUCCUAUGAAGUGGCUUUCCCACGGAGUCCUGGUAGAGCAGCUGGUGUUGGUCCUGGGAAAGUACCUGACUCCUCAAACCCAGGACACCCAUAUGUAAAGACUGAUUCAUCUGCAAACCAAGAUGCAGACUGGCUUAAGCAGUUUGAUGUCACCUUGCCAGGCUGUACUCUAAAGAAGCAAGUUGACAUUUUGUCUCUGAUCAAACAGGAAUACACCGAGCAAGAGGAUCGACCAGCUCAGCACUGUUACAUGACCAAUGUGUCAGACCUUGAUGUGCGCCAUCUUCCCAUUAUUCCUGUUGAGGUUUCUCCACCUCCUUCACCCCCACCACCAAUACCACCACUGCCACCUAUCAGUGCUGAACCAGAACCUGUCACUCAGUCUGAUCCUCACACUCAACAAGAAUCUGAACCAGAGCCUCCUGCUCAGCCCAAGUCACCAGCCUCCUCUAGCCCCAGUGCUCCGAUUAAAGCAGAGGCACCAAGUGAACCUUUGACAGCUGAAUUUCAGAGCACUUCUGUUAAGAUUGAGCCUGAGGAGGCCCCAUUAGCCCCUCCAGUUGCACCACCUGAGGAGGCAGCUUCUGUUUCAGUAUUUGCCUCAGCAUCUCAGGGGUCUCUGAUUAUUGAGGUCUCCCCCAAACCCAUUAAACAGCGCAGGCUGUUCUCAGAGGAAGAGGAGGUACGUCCCAAAAUUAAGAAGUGGAAAGGUGUGCGCUGGAAGCGUCUUAAUUUGGUCAUUACCAUACGUAAAGGAAGCUCCAAAAAGGAGAACAGUCGAGAGGUGUCUGAACUCAUGGAGCGCCUGCGAAUCACACUCAGACCAGAGAAGCUGCCACGUGAUAAGCGCAAGUGCUGCUUUUGCCACGAAGAAGGCGAUGGUCCUACUGAUGGUCCAGGUCGUCUUCUUAACAUCGAUGUAGAUCUGUGGGUGCAUCUCAACUGUGCGCUGUGGUCUACUGAGGUCUAUGAGACUCAGGGAGGUGCACUCAUCAAUGUAGAAGUAGCACUUCGGCGUGGACUUCGCACACGUUGUGCAUACUGCCAGAAGACUGGGGCCACCAACAGCUGUAACCGUCUUCGCUGCCCCAACGUCUACCAUUUUGCCUGUGCCAUUCGAGCACGCUGUAUGUUUUUCAAAGACAAAACAAUGCUGUGCACCCAGCAUAAGCUGAAAGGCCCCAGUGAGGAGGAGCUCAGCAACUUUGCUGUCUUCCGAAGAGUGUACAUCGAGCGAGACGAAGUAAAGCAGAUCGCCAGCAUCCUUCAGCGUGGUGACCGCAUACAUCUUUUCCGAGUUGGUGGGCUCAUCUUCCAUGCUGUGGGGCAGCUCCUUCCAUCUCAGAUGGCUGCUUUCCACUCGCCUACUGCCAUCUUUCCUGCAGGUUAUGAGGCAACGCGCAUCUACUGGAGCACCCGUGUGCCAAACCGACGUUGUCGUUAUCGGUGUCGCAUCAGUGAGCAGGAAGGCAAACCCUUGUUUGAAGUGCGUGUGCUGGAGUAUGGACAGGAAGAUCUACAUUUCCGUGACAGUAAUCCAGAUGGCAUAUGGAACAACAUUGUGCAGAAAGUUGCCAAGCUGCGUGAAGAGACAGCCAUGCUGAAACUCUUUGCUGAUCAUGUAAAGGGGGAGGAAAUGUAUGGACUUACUGUCCAUGCAGUGAUGCGCAUCACUGAGUCGCUUCCAGGGGUGGAGAACUGUCAAAACUACACGUUCAGAUAUGGCCGUCAUCCUCUCAUGGAGCUUCCUCUUAUGAUCAAUCCUACUGGUUGUGCUCGCUCUGAGCCUAAGAUUCUCACACACUGCAAACGGCCUCAUACACUGAACAGCACAAGUAUGUCUAAAGCCUACCAGAGCACGUUUACAGGGGAAAUCAACACACCCUACAGCAAGCAGUUUGUUCACUCAAAGUCCUCCCAGUACAGGCGGUUAAAGACAGAAUGGAAGAACAAUGUGUACCUGGCUCGCUCUCGCAUCCAGGGACUGGGCUUGUAUGCAGCUAAAGAUUUGGAAAAACACACAAUGGUCAUUGAGUACAUUGGUACCAUCAUUCGUAAUGAGGUGGCAAAUAGACGGGAAAAAAUCUACGAAGAGCAGAACCGUGGGAUCUACAUGUUCCGCAUUAAUAACGAGCAUGUAAUAGAUGCCACCCUCACUGGCGGCCCAGCUCGUUAUGUGAAUCAUUCCUGUGCGCCUAACUGUGUUGCGGAAGUUGUGACAUUCGACAAAGAGGAUAAGAUCAUCAUCAUUUCCAGUCGUAGAAUCCCCAAGGGUGAGGAGCUGACAUAUGACUAUCAGUUCGACUUUGAGGACGAUCAGCACAAAAUCCCUUGUCAUUGCGGAGCCUGGAAUUGCCGAAAGUGGAUGAACUAAUGGGGAGGGAAUGUGCAAGACAUGCCUUUGCUCCCUGGUGCCAGAACAUUUCUGCGCCAAAGCCUCGUUUUAACAUUACUACCCAGAUCAUAAGCUGUUCUGACCCAAGAGGAGGGCAAACGUUUACUCUCCAGCUAAAAGAAAAGACUUUUGUUAUUUACACCAGGAGCCAAAGCUUUGAAGAGAGUAUAUUUAAAACUACAACUCAUUUUCUGAUGAGCUCAAAUGUUUGCUUGAAUCUUCUUGUGGAAACUCGCCUCUGCCAAAAGCACCUCCUUCCUACUUCCUCUACUGUUCUUCUCCAAUAAGCUGGCUGGAAUCAAUCCUCUCUACAUCUACCAAAAUGUUUGAUUCUGUAUCAUAUCAAUACACUUAGGGUAGAACUCGGUGAAGAAAGUUUUAUUAAAGCCAUUCACGUACUCGAAAAUGAACUAAUACUUUAUCUUUGGACCUAGCUUUGUUGUUUUUAAUUUUUUUGUUUGUUUGUUUUUUUCUUUCCUACCACAUUGUCACCCCAGAACAACACUCAGUCAGCAAUGAAGAUUGACAAAACGGAUAUUGACAAGACAAUCCUGGAGUGGCUCAGAUCAGAACUAUGUACCUAUUGUGAACAAGAUGUACGAUAAUAUAAAGUUUAAAUAUUAUUUGACCUGUGGCUCAAAAGGCACCAGAUGAUUUAUUAUAUUGAGUUUAAAGGUGGGUUUGGUUGACCCAGUCUACCUCAUUGAGUUUGUGGGAAGUGACUGCUUUGUAUUAAACUGUUAAGUGCUACUGUGGAAAGGGGAAGGGAGGAAUGUUUUCAAUGCAGGCGCCUUUCUCGGUUAAGCAGGGAAACUUAAGCAGCUGGUUUGCUCCUCUCUGUGUUGCUUAUUAUUUACAGUAGUGAGCCAUUGCAACUUAUCACAAAACACAACGACAGAGCCUCUAUGACAGUCUAUCAGCACGAUCAUGCAUUAUUCAGAGCAAUCAAAUAUAAAAAGAAAAAAAAAUGGGUGUCUAAUUCUACGAAGCCACCUAAUCUAAAUGACUGUAGUUCUCAUGUAGCCAUUUUCCUUACUGUAUGUCUAUUUGCAUCUAGAAAUCAUGCUUUUAUUUCUCUUAUUUAAGCACACAACUGCAAAACCAAAUCCACUCUUACCCAGACAGUGUAACAGAAUGACUUUGCAGUGAAGCAGGGUGCUGUUUGAGGUUUGUUUUUUUUUUUCUUUUCCCCUUCUUAUUCUUCCUAUUGCCAGACGAUUAUGUUCGAUUCAGUCAACACUCACCUGACAAAGAUUGAUGCCUGAGGCUCUUGACUAUAACACAUUGUAAGUUAUGAUGCAAGACUACUAUUUUGUUUGCCAUGUUCAUAUUAAUUCUAAAUACCCUGUUUAUAUAGAUUUCCAUCACAUCACUCCAAGCAACUCCUCAUAUAUCUCUUUGUAAUACUUAGUGGACUGUUGUAAACUUACUGUAGUGAGCCUUUCUCUGCCGGAGCACAAGGCAGGCUGUAUAAUAACCCGUAAUGUGGUGUGAGAACUGUUGGCACUGUCUUCUUGAGGCUGAAGCGAAGGCUGAGAAAGACUUUAAAAGGGCAUUUGAUUUUCAUUCAUAUUAAAGUAAUUUAAAAGCAGUUAAAAAAAACCAACAAAAAACUAGUUAAUCUUCAGAGAAGGGAGUUGAACAAAGUCUCCACAGAUCGCAUAUAACUUUGUUCCUUCCUCCCCAGAUGUAUGACCUCAUAUUGAAAAGUAAUGCAACUUGUACAAACUGUAUAUAUGUUGGGGGGGCAAAAGCUGUUUAUCCUUCCCGUUUUUAAUGAAUAAAAUAAAAUCAAAAUUCUAGAGAAAUAAAAAUUGAUGGAAUAAGAGAAACCACUGGAUAUCAUUUUAUCAGAAAGAUUAAAUGUGUAUAUAUCUAUAAAUAUAUGUAAAAUGGAAAAACGAAGUAAUAUCUUGAUAUGUAUAUGACAGAGUGUGUUUUUUUUUUUUUUUUUUUUUGCAGUUACCUGUUUUUCUAUUAGCAUUUUUUGCUAUAAGACCGUAUACAGACAUAUUCAAAUUAGUGAUGGUUACCAUGUGUUCACCGACGAUCUGGAGGAGUGUUUGAGUUGAAUGAGAAAUCCGAGACGGAAUUCAUGUUUGAUAUUAAUCCUGAUAUUUCAUCAUGCAAAUAGAUCACCUUUUGGAAAACGACUGGUAGAACGGUGCGUAGCCUGUGUGUAUUUAUGUAAUAUUGGUCACAUAGAUUUCUUCCUUCAUUAUUAUUUAUGCUACUGCUUGUGAAAUACCUGAAAUGCUGAAAUUGGUCUUUUAAUUGGUAAUUGGUUACCAGUGGGUUUUUCCUUUCUUUCUUUUUUUCUUACUUUCUUUUUCUUUUCUUUUUUUUUUUUAAUUUUAAAGAUAAUUUUCCUGAUACUCUUGGUGAGUGUCAUAUCCACCCUGAAGAAGUGAACGUGUUUAUGUACCUUGUGAAAUGGCAAUAUAUGCAGUGUACGGUUUGAUUUUCAUAUUCAGCGAUUCAUCCCCAAUUUCCUUAAAGACCGAUGUUCACUUCUCAUAACGACUAUUAGCAGAACCCUUUUUUGUCGUGUACAUUGUCAUUUUAAAUCUCACUGACACUGAAUUUUUAGCAGAAGCCCAUCCUCCGAUUUGUUACAUAUUAAUUUAAAGUCUCCCUGCAUAUCAUUAAUUUAAUUAUACAUUAAAUACAUCGCUUUUUUUUUCUUUCCUUUUUAAGCCCAGCCUACUUUUUAAAAAAUAAAAAGAUGCUGCAUCUGUACAGCAGAGCUACUUUGAGGAAGAUAAACAUUUUUAUUGUAUGUGGCAUGUUUUGUAUGGAUAUAAUUUUGAAUUGUACAUAUUUUUUGAUGACAGAGGUUGCAUCACUUUAUAUACAGCUGCCCAUUACCCUUCCCUCUUCUCUUUUCUUUGUCUUUGCUUUUAUUUCUUGUAAAGAAAAAUAAAAUGCAUUUUAAAUACA